This is a messenger RNA of Syngnathoides biaculeatus (alligator pipefish), 2104 nucleotides long. It is a transcript of the gene cplane2, whose product is annotated as ciliogenesis and planar polarity effector 2. The transcript has 6 exons. Lineage: Eukaryota; Metazoa; Chordata; Actinopteri; Syngnathiformes; Syngnathidae. The record is from RefSeq and is a predicted model, not a curated record. Bases 428 to 1198 code for a protein of 256 amino acids. Gene Ontology annotation, molecular function: GTPase activity; GTP binding.
UUUAUCACAGUACGGUCGUAGAAAUUUCGGUAUCAAUGAAAGUGAACCAAGUAGUAUGAUAGUUUAAUAGCGAUUAAUGAAAAAGUCAUUUUCACUUCGUUAUAAGGUACCGAAAAUAGGACAGUCGUGGGGAAAGGCGCACUCAGAUGACGUAAUAUAACGGCAAAAGUGUAACGUCCAAUGACGUAGGAUUAAAAAAAAAAAAACUGAACUGCGAACUUCACGUGGUCAACUCCCGGUCAGGGCAAAACAUCGCUUUGAGUACUAUUUCGCGUGAAAGUUGACGUCCUUUGACAUCCUUGCAAUUGCAAAUUAUGAAAAAUAAUAACAUCGAAUUUAACUGGAAUACGUUAAGUUUAGUUUUUCUUGUUGCACCGUUGGCUGAAAAACGGUGCAGGCGGUCGCAGAGAGGUAACCUUUCACCGGUAUGGCAUCAAACGCCAACACUUUCAACAACAUAACUUCAGCUUCCAAACGCGGCUCACUCGUCGUAACCGACUGGCACCGAUGCAAAGACAGCAAAGAAUACUUCAGCAAGAUCAUGCAAAAGAAGAAACGCAAGAUAUUCGGUCUGCUGGAGUCUCCCGUGAUGCCUCCGCAUAGCCCCGUGGACACAGUCCAUUACAAGAUCUUUCUGUCUGGCAAGAGCGGCGUCGGCAAAAGUGCUCUCGCUGCACACCUGGCGGGCAAGAAAAUACCCAGCAUGCACUACGAGACCACAGGCAUCGAGACGACGGUGGUUUACUGGCCGGUCAAGCUGACAGAAAGCGGCAGAGUCCUCUUCUUCCGUUUCCAGCUGUGGGACUGCGGAGAAAACGCCCUGCGACGAUUCGACCACCUGCUGCCGUCUUGUAAGGAGAAGGCGGAUGCUGUGCUCUUCCUCUUCUCCUUCACCGACCGAACAUCUUUCGACGAUCUCGCCAGUCAAAUUAGCAAGUGGAACGAGUCUUCAGGGGGUCUGGUUGUGACUUUGGUGGUCGGCACCAAAUUUGACCUUUUCAUGCACUGCGACGUCUCCGAAAAGGACGUGAGGGACUUCCGGGAGACGUGGCAGCUACCAGUGUUGCGCACGGGCGGCGGGGAGGCGGGCGACGGCCUGGACGGCGCUGCCCCCCUCCUCAACUGCCUGGCAGAGUCCCUGUGGCACCAGGACUGCGUCGCAGCGAGACACCAAACACAGUUGUGGACGGCGACUUGAGGUGGACCUCAAGGCGUUGGAGGGGGGAGGGAAAUCCGGUUGUUUUGGAACAGGAGACCCUACUGGCCCCCCCAGCAAAAUAUCAAAAGUAUUGCAGGAAAAUCAAGCUGAAUGCCAAGAAGGGGCGUAGUACAGUACUACCUCAGUUCUCGACCACAUAAGUUUCCAAAAGGCGCUUUGAGAAGUGAUGUUUGAAAUCCAAAUCGAUAUUUCCCAUUGCAAUUCAUGGAAAAAUAAAUAAUGCGUCCCAAGCAUUUAAAGAAAAAAAAAGGGCUUUUUAAAGCUUUUUUUCUUUUUUUUGCUUUUCCUGAUAAAGUCCAUAGUAGGAAUACAUGUAUAGCUUAAAUACUUUAUAUCAUGAAAUAAUUUAAAUAUUGUUUAAAUUGUACACUUUAGUAGUAGACUAGGCAAGGAGUGCAUUAUAGUUAAUUAGUAUAUUUUCAUACCUUUUUCCAGACAACUGUAUUCACCUACCCUUUUAAUAUUAUCCAUUUUCUUAGUUGCUUAUCCUCACAAGGGUUCUGGGAGUGCUGGUGCCUAUCCCAGCUGCCAACAAGCAGGAGGCAGGCUACACCCUUAACUGGUUGCCAGCCAAUCACAAGGCACAUGGAGACAAACAGCCACACCUAGGGGCAAUUUAGAGUAUCCAAAUUAAUGUUGCAUAAUUUUGAGAUGUGGGAAGAAACUGAAGUGCCUGGAGAAAACCCACGCAGGCACAGGGAGAACAUGCAAACUCCACACAGGCGGAUCCGGGAUUGAACCCGGGUCCUCAGAACGGCAAGGCCACAGGCCAACGCUUUACACUUGCAACACCAUGUCACCCCUUUUAAUAUUAACAUAUGUAAUAAAAACUUUUGUAAUAGAUUUUCAUAAAAAUAAAAAUUUUGGAGUUCCAACUCACCCAUU